GACCGGCCGACGCCCACCCGGCCUAGUUGAAUCGCACCCCGUCCAUCGCUCUCUUCGCUCCGCAUAAAACCCCCGGCUCGGAUCGUCACCCUCGCCGGCGACGGACGGAGGACGCCCCGCUCCCGUCCCCGUUGCUGUGAGAUCGUCGCCGAGCAGGAGGGCAACAUCGCAGCUGUCCGGACCUGCGGGUCGCCGGCUGCGUCUCCUUCCGAGUGUCGAGCCCCCGCCGCCCUGUGACGUGUGUCGGGGACCUCGGGUUCCACGGGAAGGGAGGUCGCUGCCGACACGAUGAGCGCCUCCGCCACCUCGGUUCCCGCAGCGGGAGGGAGAUUCUUCACAGGGUUCACCAAGCUGUGCAAGGGCCUCGCCGUCGUCUUGUUCCUCGGCCACAUUUUGGUCCAGCUAUUCCCUUUGGCCACCAGCUACCUCGCGCUGAUACCAGCCAGGACAAUCCCAUUUGCUUGGAACCUGGUAACUGCUGGCUAUAUUGAGCAAACCAUUCCAGGGGUGAUUGUCAGCAUACUUGGUCUUCUUCUGUUUGGGAAGUCGUUGGAGCCUUUAUGGGGUGCUAAGGAGUUACUGAAGUUCAUUUUUAUUGUCAACCUCUCAACUUCAGUGUGUGUCUUUGUAACUGCUAUUGUUUUUUACUACAUAACACAGGAGGAGAGCUACUUAUAUACACCUCUUUCUGGGUUUUAUGGAGUUCUUUCGGGACUCCUGGUGGGCAUCAAGCAAAUUUUACCUGAUCAGGAACUUAGUCUUCUUGUGCUGAAGAUUAAGGCAAAGUGGAUUCCGUCUAUUGUUGCAUUUUCCUCGGUCGCUGUAAGCUUCUUCCUGAAGGAAUCAAUAUCAUACCUUCCAAUCAUACUAUUUGGCAUUUAUAUGAGUUGGAUUUACCUGCGUUACUUCCAAAAGAGACUAGAAGUAGGCCUAAAAGGGGACCCAAGUGAUGAAUUCUCAUUCGCAAGCUUCUUCCCUGGAUUUCUGAGGCCAAUUUUGGACCCAAUAGCUUCUAUAUUCCAUAAGCUUCUAUGCGGGCGGUACGAAAGAUCUGAAGCUACAGGCCAAACAUUGGAUGGCUCACAGUUCCCUGGUUCAUGCUCCAUUGAAGCAAACAGGAGGAGAGAGAGGGGCCAGAGGGCACUGGAGCAAAGAUUGGCAGAAAAACUGGCCGCAGCGGGGAGCACGGAGGACAUGCCCCAGCAGCAGCAGCUGCUGCUGCAGGAGGUGGAUGCUUCUGACAAAGUCUGAGCCUUCGUUCCAGCGUUUGGUGGAAUUCACAGCCUGCAUUGUACUGUCAGGAGAUUCCUCUGUGGGGCUGGAAUAUCACAUAAUAUGUUUUCUUUUUAUUCUUUGCUCACUCACCACGCUGUAGCCAGCCUCGGUCCUAAGUACGAGUAGUUAUUCUGCACCUGUCAUCGUGUGAGUGAGAUGCUGAUUAGUGGAGUAGUUCACAGGCAUGGCUCAUGAUUAGUGUAGCUAAGAGAGAGAUGCGAGAAGGAAAAUGCGACGCGCAUGCGCAAACCAAUUCCAAUUGUUGUAAGGCAGCGAGCAGUCUUUGUCCGGGUGUUUCUUCUCUCGAGUUGUCAAGCCCUUGGCAGGCAACUUUUGCUUCAUGUGCGAUCUGACCUAAAUGUUACCUGUCACAUGUUUCUGUAUCUUGUGCGAUCUUGCCUAAA
This is a messenger RNA of Phragmites australis (common reed), 1679 nucleotides long. Its product is annotated as rhomboid-like protein 19. Gene Ontology annotation, biological process: retrograde vesicle-mediated transport, Golgi to endoplasmic reticulum. Gene Ontology annotation, cellular component: membrane; Golgi apparatus. NCBI's taxonomy places the organism in Eukaryota, Viridiplantae, Streptophyta, Magnoliopsida, Poales, Poaceae. The record is from RefSeq and is a predicted model, not a curated record. Bases 289 to 1251 code for a protein of 320 amino acids. The transcript has 8 exons.